AUGCUGCUCUUCAAGAAGCGAUCAUUCUUCCUAGGUCAAAUGUUAGAAAUUUCUGUUUGUCGUGCAGACGAAAUGGGAAAUAACCACAUAUUGAACCCAGAGCUUAUCAACUUUCUCAGCGUUAAAUCUAUCUCAGUAAACACUCUUCAUAAGCUAAACCUAUCUCGGAAAUUUGGAGCGAGAGAGAUAGGCGGGGUUUUCUUCCGCUAUGGUCACACAAUCUCGACGUUGGGUGCCGGUAAUGGUUAUGAUUGGAGGCCAGGGUUGACUUUCGAGGAGUGCAAGACGUCAUCCAAGGCGACGAGGUUGCAUUUACCGAAUAAGGGCGGGGGGGCUUUCCUAUUUAAUUCACCGCUGACAGCCGUACGACUGGACAAAUUUAUCACUCCACUAAACUUCAAUGCGAGAGCCCAGCUCUAUCUUGCAGCUACUGCCAUUAACAGAAACGGCCCCUUCACCCAACACUCACAAUCGAUAAUGGCGCAAUAUUCAAAGCAGCCUCAGCAGCAGAUGCUGGGCUCUCUACCUAUGGCCAUCGCCCUCGACAAGUCCGGAAGCACGUAUGGCAAGACAUUGAAGACGGAAAUCCAGGUUGUUGAAGAGCUUUGCCGACUUCGAUUCGACACCAACAAAGCACCAGUUCACCUGCUACCAUGGUCUGGCGAAGCCCUGGAUCCUAUUAAGUUGCCCGACGAUACCGAAAUGAUGAUGCAACUUCAAGGUGAAGGAUUGACAGAUCCAUCGGUGCUCUAUUCAUCUGACGAUUGCCUGGCCGCGUUAAAGUCAUGUGGAAUAUGGUUUCUCUUAACCGAUGGCCAGAUAUACGACAGCCUGGUGGAGAACUUCGCCGUGAAGACAAACGAAGUCUGCCUCCAGGGCACGCCCUGCGUUAUUAUUGUCUUCGGCGAUGCAAGUCGUAGCCGCCCUGCAGCCUCCAAUAUUUCCGUUGGCAUUGCCAUAUAUGCGGUUGUGCCAGAUUGCUUAUUCCUGUUUCACGACAUCCCUACCGGAAUCGUACGAGUCAUGCAGGCGAAGGGGAAGUUCAAAGAAUUGCUACCGACUACAGGCCACGACCAAAUCCAACCUGUGGUGACUAAGUACACUGCUUGGUCUGAGUUACCUAGAUUUUCGUACCAAAGCCUUUCGGGAGUUGGCCUUAACGAAGCCCGUCAGUUAAAAGCCGACGAACUACAACUACAAGGAGGAGCCGUGGUCAAAUUGUCUGACUUGCUCUCUGGCAAAACGGACCCAGGAACUGUUGAACAGAUUAUGAAGGAUGACGAUAAUCUCAAAAGCAUCGUUCUGGCAUCGAUGACGAGAGGGACCGGGAAAGAUGUGGAAGCAUGGCUACAAGCCCAACAAAUGCCUCUCCCAAAGAGAACAAAUUAUCCUCGGGAUAUAGGUGGUAGAGCCCAGCGGGCUAUCGACAAUCUUUUAGAAGCCCUUAGAUUCAAUGCACCGGCCGACGAGCUGAGUAAUUUACGGGCCGAGGCCAGGUCAGCUCACGAAAACAACUUGAAGGAAUUCUGUAGAACCUUUAACGAUGAGAUGAAUGCCGAGAUGCCGUAUCGAAAGAUGAAUAACAGAUUACGGCAAGGAGUGAUUAUGAAUAAACUGAAAAGAAGAAAUGCUUGGGAGGCUCUUAACGUAGGCAAUGAUUUAGACGAACCGGAUACCCACGAAUCCACUCUAAUGAGAGAACGCGACAACGCGGACGGUCUUGAUGUAGUUUGCCUCCCUGGGUUUCGCCGACGAAAACCAGUUAGCGAAUAUAGAGGGCAAUGCAUGCUUUGUCACUCAACUUCCGUCCUCACCUUAUUGCUCAAGUCCCCUCCAAGGGUCACGACAGAGAACUUUCCGCGCGAAGGAACUUACGCUAAGCUAGCCUUCCCACUAGCCAUGGGAAAUUUUGCAGAGAUGGAUUUGCUCUCGUUCUUCGUCUGCUGCGAUGCUUGUGCAUUCCAUCUCCAACGCGUGGGGGUAUGUCCGUACAAGGACACGAUCAUUGGCGCCUUGUGCCUUGUGUGCGUGGGGAGCAAUCAAGCUACUUGGCUCGAAGGAAUCGACCAGGCCGUGAGGGGACGGUUCGACAUCUCGGACUUGCUCAGCAUUUGUGUCGCCAUCAUCGACAAGAAGUUGGUGGAGAACGAAGUACGUGAAGCGUCUCUUGAGGAAAAACAACUCUUUCGAGGAUGUGGACAAUGGGCCAUUCGCAAUCUGGCCCAGAUUACGGAAAUUCCGUCGACACUCAGUGCUGCGUUUGGGAAUGAAAAGGAAGCAGUAACAAAGACAACCCUUAGCAGUUUGCUUUCCACCGAUCACUUUGCAAGCCCGGGCAAUGUCGACAAUGUGGACUUGCUUCUCCUUCGAUAUCCCAUUCCAGGUUUCAUGGCUCUGCUGAGGCUGCUGUCUCUACUUUAUGUCCAACCAGAUCAAAUGCAAACUUUGCUCUUCCAACGCGUUUUGUUCCAUGUCACGGAACUGUACAUAUCUAAAAAGAGGUCGGGGGAUCUACAACUUCCGACCAUGAACCAGAUUGGAAAAGUGGAUAUACCCGUCUCAGAGCUCCUCUCGCACGAUCUUUUAGACCCCGAGAGCUUGCAAUUACUGAGAAACCAAGCGGAAUUUGAAGCCAUAGAGCGCCAGAGCGGCCCGGCCAUGGCCGUUUUCCUCCACCAUCUCUUAACAUACGGUCAGGUAUACCCCACUCCGAUGGCUUGCUUCAAUGCAUUGAAAGUUAGCACAACAAUGAAAAAGGUCAUCCUUAUGCCACUAGCCAUUAGCCCUGGCCUCGCUGCGGACUUGAUAUCCCAGAUGGCACGAAAGAGGGCGAAGAAGCUCUCAAAUGUGUACAGUGGCCGAUCGUUUCCCCCAAAUAAGAUUUUCCCUCCCGAAACUCCCGUCUUAUAUGUAAAAUUACAAUAUCAUUGGUUAAAUUCGGCGGUACGUUCCGAGAACCUCUGGAGGAUCAUGAGGGGCAUCCCCAACUACCUCUUCAUCAACAUCCGGAUUGCUACUGGCACUCAACAGCGAUUCCCCUUGUUGUUUUUGCUGCUGUUCCAGUUCCGAGCUCGUUUUGGACGCACGACCAUCCGUGCCCAUACCUUCACUGUAAAGGUUGCCUUGAUUGUGGGGUACUGUCUCAAGCCCUUCCGUCUGCUGCUUCGUGGAGACUGGGAACUCACGACCGUGCUUGACAUCACACUCGUCGGCACCGACAAAUGCGACGUAAACGGACUUCGAGAGUUUCCCACUCUAGGACGCAGAGUAAUUGUGUUGCUUUGGCUCGCGGUGGGAGACGACGUUUUGAGGAGCCACGACGAGGGGAACGAGGCCGAAUAUUGUCCCGGCGUCGUCGUGCGACCUUGCCGCGUCGAGCUCGGUAAGGAUUCAGCGACGUACAUGGCCCUUGAUUUAUUUCAUUGGGUUGAUGUCUUGGAGGGGUUAAAGGCGGGGACGAGGGAAUGGUGGUUGCCUCCUGUCUCGAUUACCCAAGAGGUCGGGAAUGAUGCCAUCGGAGAAGUUUAUCGUCCUGAGAACGGCGCCCAGGCCCCAUUACGCUUAGAACACUACAGGGCUGACAUUGGUUGUGCCAUUCAAGGAACCACAUUUGGGAAAUGCGGUGCUGGUAACAUCAACUCUAGACAGCGACCUCAUCCUAAUCUGCUUCCCGCUGCUAGAUGGAGUUGGUCGACGGCAGGCAAGUUCGAAGGUUACUUGGAUGACGGAUAUAUACAUAUGCAACAAUACAUGCUUCCAAAAACGGUAUUAUCACCAUCAUUCACCCUCUAA
Messenger RNA from Lindgomyces ingoldianus, 3792 nucleotides. RefSeq lists its product as uncharacterized. Bases 1 to 3792 code for a protein of 1263 amino acids. The record is from RefSeq and is a predicted model, not a curated record. Lineage: Eukaryota; Fungi; Ascomycota; Dothideomycetes; Pleosporales; Lindgomycetaceae. The transcript has 20 exons.